AUGGGGCCAAUUCGAGUGGUGACGGGGCACCUCUCUCCCAUCACCAAGGCCGCCUUACGAUGCACCCAGCCGACGACGGCGUCACGGGCAGUCUUCUCGACGUCGCACCGCGUUGAGGCUUCUCGCAACCAAGUAUAUGCAUCGGUGCGAAACGCCGACCAACUCCAAACAUAUCUGCUGCUCUCGUCGACGUCGCGAACCCCCCUCCUGACGCUCUGGACAACGUCCUGGUGCUCAACCUGCCGCGUCGUGGCACCACUCCUCGAGCAUCUCGUCGAGUCGGGCGUCGGUGAGGCCGAGGGCGGCGUCAGCUACUGCACGGUCGAAUAUGACGCGCCCGAUGUCAUGGAAACCGGGCUGGGCCUGACCUACAUGAUCAACUCGAUCCCGACGCUGCUGAGCUUCGACGCGCAGGAGCCGCAGAUCCAGACCAAGGUUGCCGACGGCAGGCAGUUGUCCGACCGCAAGUUUUUGGAAGAGUGGAUCAGGAACGAAGCGCGGCGGCACGGUAAUAGGGGCGGCGGCGACGGCGGAGGCCGGAGUCCGUUGGGCUUUCUCAGUGGGAUUUUCGGCAAGCCGAAGUAA
Lasiosphaeria miniovina is the source of this 585-nucleotide messenger RNA. RefSeq lists its product as uncharacterized. NCBI's taxonomy places the organism in Eukaryota, Fungi, Ascomycota, Sordariomycetes, Sordariales, Lasiosphaeriaceae. The transcript is spliced from 2 exons. The coding region runs from base 1 to 585 and encodes 194 amino acids. The record is from RefSeq and is a predicted model, not a curated record.